Molecule: messenger RNA, 591 nt
Organism: Cherax quadricarinatus
Lineage: Eukaryota; Metazoa; Arthropoda; Malacostraca; Decapoda; Parastacidae
Source: RefSeq, a predicted model, not a curated record
AUGCAGGUAUCUCCUGAAGGAGGAAUUAAUUUGUGUCGAGCGGGCGUCCCUGGCACCAUUACAGGUGGCGUGGGAGAGGUUGUCGUAGGAGAGACAAGUAUCCCUCCUGAAGACAUGGAUUUGAAAGUGGCGUGUGGGAUGACAGGGGUAGUAUGUCAGCAGGUUGUGUGUACCGUGGGCGGUCUCCACCUGGCUCCCAGAGUGCAUCUUACUCUACUGUAUAAUCUUACAAUGUUAAUUGCACGAUAUGGUCCCAACACCACUGUUGCUAUAAAUACCUGGGCUACCCUCAGGAACAGUUUCAACAGUGAUCUCUCCACCACCUUGAGCACUGAUACAUGGGUGAGUCUGGUACCCAGGGGAUGGGUUGCUCCAUCUCCCCCACCCAAAGAAGCACCUUUUUGGGUAUAUACUGUUGGGGUGGUUGUAGGUGUGGCAGUCAUGGUCAUCAUCAUCCUCGUUCUUAUAAAGGCUGACAGUGUGAGCAUGAAGGCUGAUAGUGUGAGCAUGAAGGCUGAUAAUGUGAGCAUGAAGGCUGAAAGUGCUGCGGAAGAAAGUGUUGAUGCAAAACACACGCUAGGUUAUACGUAG